Penicillium subrubescens is the source of this 1107-nucleotide messenger RNA. RefSeq names its product alkene reductase. Gene Ontology annotation, molecular function: FMN binding; NADPH dehydrogenase activity. Lineage: Eukaryota; Fungi; Ascomycota; Eurotiomycetes; Eurotiales; Aspergillaceae. The record is from RefSeq and is a predicted model, not a curated record. Bases 1 to 1107 code for a protein of 368 amino acids. The transcript has a single exon.
AUGACCAAGCUUCUCACUCCCCUCCGCGUCGGGCGCAUGGAGCUCUCCAACCGCAUCGCCAUGGCCCCAAUGACCCGCUUCCGCGUUAGCGAUGACCAUGUCCCUCUUCCCCUCGUCAAGGAGCACUACGCCCAGCGCGCCUCCACACCAGGAACCCUCCUCAUCACCGAAGCAACCAUCAUCGCCCCCCAAGCCGGCAUGUACCCCAACAUCCCCGGUAUCUGGAACGACGCCCAAAUCGCCGCCUGGAAGGAAGUCACCGACGCUGUCCACGCCAAGGGCUCCUACAUCUACAUGCAGCUGUGGGCGCUGGGCCGCGUCGCAAGUGCAGACCUCCUCAAGGCUUCCGGAUUCGACCUCGUCUCUGCCAGUGAUGUCCCCGCAUCAAGCGAAGCGCCUGUCCCGCGCCCGCUGACUGAGGAGGAAAUCCAGGCUUAUAUCCAGGACUAUGCGCAGGCUGCGCGUAAUGCUGUCGCCGCGGGCUUCGACGGUGUCGAGAUCCACGGUGCCAAUGGAUAUCUGAUUGAUCAGUUCAUUCAGGAUGUUAGCAAUAAGCGCACUGAUCGUUGGGGUGGUAGCGUUGAGAACCGCGCUCGCUUCGCGAUUGAGGUCACCCGCGCUGUCGUUGAUGCUAUUGGCGCAGACCGAACUGCCAUCCGCUUCAGUCCCUUCAGUUCCUUCCAGGGUAUGAGGAUGCAGGAGCCACAGCCCCAGUUCGCUUAUCUGGCGCGUGAGCUGGCUCCACUGAAGCUUGCAUAUACGCACUUGGUUGAGGGCCGCGUUGAUGGUAACGCAGAUGUCGAGUCUACCGAUGAUUUGCAGUUCUUCCUAGAUGCUUACAAGGGUGCCGGUCCCCUUGUGAUUGCGGGUGGCUAUCAGCCAGAGUCGGCUAAGGAGGCGGUUGAUCACAAGUAUAAGGAUCAUGAUGUCGUUAUUGGCUUCGGUCGGCCGUUUACCUCGAACCCGGAUCUGCCUUUCCGUAUCAAGGAGAAUGUGCCUCUUGUGCCGCAUAAGCGCGACGUGCUGUAUGUUCCUAAGGACCCCAAGGGUUAUAAUGAUUGGGAGUUCAGUGUUGAGUAUAAGAAGGCUGUGGAGGCUGCAGCUUGA